CCCCGAGUCCCCGCCCCGUGGCGUUCGUGCGGCCGCGGGAUGUGGACCCUGCGGGCCGCCGUCCGCCCGGGGGCCGCGCUCUCGCGCGUGGUUCGCGGCCGCCCGGUACUCAGGGUCGCGCCGCCGCCGGCGGCGGCCUGCCCUGAGCGCGCGGUUGCGGCGCGCAGUCCCGGAGGUCCGAGGGGCCAGCAGGGGCGGCGUGGCGGUGGCCGGGAUCCCUGUGCAGAUGGCCGGGGCGGCGGGGCCGGACGGGCGGGCGAGGAGGAGGAGCCAGAAGAUGCGGAGGCGGAGGAGGAGGAGGAGGAGCUGCUGCGGAGCGAGCCCUUGCUGCCGGCGGGGGCCCAGCGCGUGUGCGUGGUUCACCCUGAGGUCAAGUGGGGACCCGGGAAGCCGCAGCUGACGCGAGCCGAGUGGCAGGUGGCGGAGGCGAGGGCGCUGGUCCACACGCUGGACCAGUGGUCGGUGGUGGAGACGAUGAUCGUGCCCACGAAAACGCCCGACAGGAAGCUCAUCUUCGGCAAAGGGACCUUGGAGCAUCUGACAGAGAAGAUCCGAGGGUUGCCACAAGUCACCGCCGUCUUCCUGAACGUGGAGCGCCUGUCUGCGCCCGCCAAGAAAGAGCUGGAGGCCGCCUGGGGCGUGCAGGUGUUUGACCGGUUCACCGUGGUCCUGCACAUCUUCCGCUGCAACGCCCGGACCAAGGAGGCGCGGCUGCAGGUGGCCCUGGCCGAGCUCCCCGUCCUCAGGUCCCACCUGAAAGACGUCGUCGCCCACCCGGAUGGACGUGGAGGGAGCUCUCGCUACAUCAUGGGGUCAGGGGAGUCCUUCAUGCAGCUGCAGCAGCGCCUCCUGAGAGAGAAGGAGGCGAAGAUUCGGAAGGCCCUGGAGAGGCUGCGCAGCAAGAGGCAGCUGCUGGGCAGGCAGCGGAGGCGGCGGGAGUUCCCGGUGGUCUCCGUGGUGGGCUACACCAACAGCGGAAAGACCACGCUGAUCAAGGCGCUCACGGGAGACGCUGCUGCGCAGCCGCGGGACCAGCUGUUCGCGACGCUGGAUGUCACGGCUCACGCUGGGUCGCUGCCCUCCCGCAUGGCCGUCCUCUACAUGGACACCAUCGGCUUCCUGUCCCAGCUGCCCCACAGCCUCAUCGAGUCCUUCUCCGCCACCCUGGAGGACGUGGCCCACUCGGACGUCAUCGUGCACGUGAGGGACGUGAGCCACCCCGAGGCGGACCUGCAGAAGGCCAGCGUGCUCUCGGCCCUGCGCGGCCUGCGCCUGCCCGCCCCGCUGCUGGACUCCAUGCUGGAGGUGCACAACAAGGUGGACCUGGUGCCUGGGUACCAGCCGCCGGAGCCACACGCCCUGGCCGUGUCCGCCCUCCUGGGGCUGGGGCUGGAGGAGCUGAAGGCUGAGCUGGAAGGCACCGUGUUGCGAGCCACGGGCAGACGGGUCGUGACCCUGCGCAUCCGCCUGGCGGGCCCACAGCUGAGCUGGCUGCACCAGGAGGCCACGGUGCAGGACGUGCGUGUGCUUCCCGAGGCCGGCGUGGCCGACGUCACGGCCAUCAUCAGCAGCUCCGCCUACGGCAGGUUCCGGAAGCUCUUCCCACAAUGAACGGGCGCCUGUGGCCUGCAGACAGCCCCUCAGCCUUGAGGAUGGCAGCGACCGCGGAAGGCAGCGGUGGACGCGGAGCGCUGCCGGGGGAGCGGGUCGUCGGCGCCUGGCGUGGACCGCGUUCGCUCCG
Molecule: messenger RNA, 1741 nt
Organism: Pteronotus mesoamericanus
Lineage: Eukaryota; Metazoa; Chordata; Mammalia; Chiroptera; Mormoopidae
Gene: GTPBP6
Product: GTP binding protein 6 (putative)
Exons: 10
Coding region: 40-1611 (523 amino acids)
Cellular component (GO): cytoplasm
Molecular function (GO): GTP binding; ribosome binding
Source: RefSeq, a predicted model, not a curated record